Triticum urartu is the source of this 1574-nucleotide messenger RNA. NCBI's taxonomy places the organism in Eukaryota, Viridiplantae, Streptophyta, Magnoliopsida, Poales, Poaceae. The record is from RefSeq and is a predicted model, not a curated record.
UCUUCCCCAACAAGAAAAUUUCCCCAACCCGAUAUAUACAUGCCGCCUAUGUACAAUCCCCGUCGCCCAUCGCCAGUUCGCCAUCCAUCCAUCGAUCCCUCCUACUCCUCCUUGACCACGACGGCGACGCGCGCGGCAAUGGCGAUCUCCUCCGGGCCGGCGGGCGCAGCCACGGCGGCCCCGCGCCGCAGGAGCAGGUCGACGGUGCUCCUGAUGGCCAACUACGCGGCGCUUCUGAUCGGGUCCGUCGUCUCCAGCCUGCUCUCCAGGUUCUACUUCGAGCACGGCGGGCAGAACAAGUGGGUGGUCACGCUUGUGCAGUCCGCGGGGUUCCCGACGCUCGUGGUCGCCGCGUUCCUCGCCGGCCGGCCCGUUUCCGCGCCUCGGCCGUUUCUUUGGUUCUCGCGGCGCUUCCUGGCCGUGUGCCUGUUCAUCGGCGCGCUCAUGGGCGUCAACAACCUGCUCUUCGCCUACAGCUCGUCGCUCCUGCCGGUGUCCACCUCGUCGCUGCUGCUGUCCACUCAGCUCGCCUUCACGCUCGUCCUCGCCGUCGCCAUCGUCCGUCACCCGCUCACCUUCGUCAACCUCAACGCCGUUGUGCUCAUGACGCUCUGCUCCGUGCUCCUCGCGCUCCGGUCCGGCGACUCGGGCGAGAGUCCGGACAGGAAGGGAUACAUCAUCGGUUUCGUCGUCACGCUCGGCGCCGCGGGGCUCUUCUCCGCGUACCUCCCCGUCAUGGAGCUGCUGUACCGGGAGGCGGUCUCCGGCGGGUUCAUCCUGGCGGUGGAGGUGCAGGCCGUGAUGCAGGCCAUGGCGUCCGUCGUGGCGGCGAUCGGACUCGCGGCGACCGGCGGUUUCAGUAACGAUGUGGCCCACUGGAAGGGGUCCCACGCCGUGUACUGGGUGGUGGUUGCGACGCUGGUGGUGACGUGGCAGGCGUGCUUCAUGGGCACCGCCGGCGUGAUCUACCUAACGUCGUCGCUCCACAGCGGCGUGUGCAUGGCCGCGGUGCUCACGGCCAAUGUCAUUGGCGGCGUCGUCGUGUUCGGCGAUCCUUUCGGCGCCGAGAAGGCCGUGGCCACCGCGCUCUGCGUCUGGGGCCUUUCCUCGUACCUCUACGGCGAGUACACCAAGAACAAGAAGAAAGACGCUGAUGAUCAGGACGACGACACCAUCCUCCCGGGCGCCCAUGACGACGGCGAGCACAAGAGCCUCACCGCCGGCAGCCGCGAGCCGGGAAGCGAAACCGUCUGAAGCAAACGGGACAGCGCCGGCCACAGGGGGUACGUUACAACAAAUGCAAUGGAAACUGAAAAUUUCUUACUGUAGACGUGUCAUCUACUCAUGUUACUUCGAUUAGUCAAUGAAUUAUAUUUACUGCUUACAAAGGGACAAGAAUGGCGUGGUGAUCAUGACCAAUGCUUGUUUGGUGCACUGCCAUGUAUCUUGGCUAGCUUGUGAUGUUCUCUUCAGGAUUUAUCACAGAAUGGAUGCAUGUUGCACUUGCAUGGGUGUGUGAAAAACUUGCACAUUAAUGUAGUACCAUCAACAGGGACAUACCAUCCAUAUAUAUC